This is a messenger RNA of Paramisgurnus dabryanus, 2961 nucleotides long. The record is from RefSeq and is a predicted model, not a curated record. NCBI's taxonomy places the organism in Eukaryota, Metazoa, Chordata, Actinopteri, Cypriniformes, Cobitidae.
AUAUAUAAAUGAACACAGAGAAGGGAAGUUUAACACUAUGAAGCACAAGCAAACAUGCUGAAAGAGGCUAAAAACCAUCAGGAUAUAAUUACGGGCUUAUUUUAUUGCAUUUGGAGCCUUACCUCCAGAUAAAGUAAUAAACUGGACUGAUGUUUUAAAUGUUGUUUACUCACAUGUGCGUUGUUAACUCUCCGGAUUUUAUAUUGCAGCACUCGUUCACUUCACAUGGAUUGUUUGUUUACAGUGUCGCGUGAGCAGCUACACUGCAGGUUCGACUUCAUUUUGCGCUAAGCAGACCUCUUGGUGAUGUCAAAGUACCGCGAGAGCGAUUCAAAGCAGAUUUCUCCAUGUGAUAAAUGCAAUCGCUCUCGCGGUACUUUGCUGUCACGCGCCUGUGGGUUCUUCUGGUGCCACACCUGUCUGCUCCCCACUCACUUUCGCGCCGCUAUGGUAAUUUGAUUUCAUACGCGAAUCGGCUCGCGCAGUUCGGCAGGAAUUCAAACACACCAAAUAUAUAGCCUAAUAUAUAUAUGCAGUUCAACCCGCUAAAAUAGCAAGUGUAGCAUGCUACUGGUCAGUGCUUUACAUCUGAAUUAUGACUAAAAGUUUGAAAUGUCAGAAAACCAUGCUGUUACGCAUCCUCAAGCUAUUUUUAGUGGGUAUACGGAAAUCCUUGACAAUUUCUAGUGGGUAUACGGCGUAUACCUGCGUAUCACGUAGACUACACCACUGGUUAUAAGGAAAUAAUUAUAAGGAUUAUUAUAUAAUGUGUUAUCAUUUUUAGGCUGGUUUUGGCUAUAAAAAUGAUGACAGAAAUGUUGAAGACAAACCUGACCUAAAGGAUAAAGAUGGAAGCUCCUGCUUAUCUUCUCUGGGUCUUUCUAGGCGUUCAAGCAUUAACUUUAGCAAAUGGAUGGACAUGGACAGAGUCAACAACAAUGGGUCCCUUUGCAUAUUCCUGCUAUAAAAGUUGUGGGUAUGGCUUUGGAAGCUGUUCAUGUGAAACCUCUUGUCAGUACCUUGGAAACUGUUGCCAUGACUUUAACAGUUAUUGCUCAGCCACAACUGAGGAGCCAGUAACAGCAACAGCUUCUCUCUCCUGCAGGUACAGCUGUGGCUACCAUCUUGGAAGCUGUUCAUGCAGAUACGACUGUCGUUACUAUGGAAACUGUUGCUAUGACUAUAUCAGUUACUGCUCAUCAACAACCGAAGAGAUAGCAACAGCUUCACCCUCCUGCAGGCACAACUGUGGCUACCAUCUUGGAAGCUGUUCAUGCAGAUACGACUGUCGUUACUAUGGAAACUGUUGCUAUGACUAUAACAAUUACUGCUCAUCAGCAACUGAAGCGACAGCAACAGCUUCACCCACCUGCAGGUACAACUGUGGCUACCAUCUUGGAAGCUGUUCAUGCAGAUACGACUGUCGUUACUAUGGAAACUGUUGCUAUGACUAUAACAAUUACUGCUCAUCAGCAACAACUGAAGCGACAGCAACAGCUUCACCCACCUGCAGGUACAACUGUGGCUACCAUCUUGGAAGCUGUUCAUGCAGAGACGACUGUCGUUACUAUGGAAACUGUUGCUAUGACUAUAACAGGUAUUGUCCAAUGUACACGACCCCAUGGCCAGCCAUGACAACAGAUUAUCAUGCUGGGUGUGGUGGACACCUGUAUGGUUCUGGGCGGUUUUCAAGUCCCAAUUACCCAAACUAUUAUUAUGACAAUGCCUACUGUGUGUGGUAUCUGUCUGCCCAGGCAGGACAGAGGAUCUUCUUGUCAUUUGCUGAUAUACAAUUGGAGCGCUGCUGUAACUGCGACUAUAUCUCUGUACAUGAUGGUUCUUCCACUGGUUAUCCAGUGCUGGGAAGGAUCUGCUUCAAUGAAAACACAAACCAAACCUUUCAUUCAUCUUCUCCAUACUUGACGGUUGUCUUCAGGAGUGACUCCUCUGUUGUGAGCAAUGGCUUUAAAGCCAUCUUUUCAAGCUCAUUGACCGCAGAUCAAGGUCGUGUGGACUGUUCCUCAGACAACAUGGUCAUUGUCAUUCAAAGGUCAUACUUGAAUUCACUUGGGUUGAAUGGAAAUGACCUUUAUGUGGAUGACAAUCGGUGCAGACCCAAAAUUAACAGUGCUGAGGUUGUGUUCCGCUUCUCUCUCAAUACAUGUGGGACCAGCAAAGAGAUGAUGAAUGGUUAUGUGACUUACACCAACAACGUGCGGGCAUCUCAGUCUCAAUCUCAAUUGGGUGAGAUCACCCGUCAGUCACAGUUUCUGUUACAUGUGGGCUGCAGAAUGGAGCCGGACACUGUUGUGCAGAUACUCUACAAGGCCAAAGAGGACAUCAAUGCUACCAUCACAGGAGCGGGUCGCUUUAAUGCCAGCAUUGCCUUUUACAACUCUAGCAGUUUCAACCAACAAAUUUAUGACUCUCCUUAUGAGGUGAACCUUAACCAAUCCAUAUAUGUUCAGGUUGUGUUAGAUAGACGUGAUGAAACCCUAGAUUUGUUCCUGGACACCUGUGUUGCAUCUCCAGAUCCAAAUGACUUCAAAAACCGCUCCUAUGACCUGCUGCGUAAUGGAUGUCCCAGAGACAGCACAUAUUAUUCCUACAUCAACGGUCAGCAGCAUUACGCUCGGUUCUGUUUCCAGGCUUUUAAGUUCCUUCGGACACAUGCCAAUGUGUAUCUGCAGUGUAAGGUGAUCAUCUGCCCUGGAACUGAUACCAACUCUCGCUGUAGACGAGGCUGCCAAAAACGCCGCCGGAGGUCUCUUGAAUCCAACCAUGACACCAACACUCUGAUACUUGGGCCAAUCAAACUCAAAGGAGUGAAGCCUGAUCUUCAAGAGCUCAAUCUUCAAGAGACUGAGACAGGAGAGUGAUUUCAACAUCAUCACCAUUAUAAUCAGUAAAAAGAAAAUGAUUAAAGCAUUCCUGAAAAUCUCAGUAUGACUGCCGUCUUUU